Cyprinodon tularosa is the source of this 4264-nucleotide messenger RNA. RefSeq names its product storkhead-box protein 2-like. Bases 498 to 3506 code for a protein of 1002 amino acids. Gene Ontology annotation, molecular function: RNA polymerase II transcription regulatory region sequence-specific DNA binding; DNA-binding transcription activator activity, RNA polymerase II-specific. Gene Ontology annotation, cellular component: nucleus; cytoplasm. The record is from RefSeq and is a predicted model, not a curated record. The transcript has 4 exons. Gene Ontology annotation, biological process: positive regulation of transcription by RNA polymerase II. NCBI's taxonomy places the organism in Eukaryota, Metazoa, Chordata, Actinopteri, Cyprinodontiformes, Cyprinodontidae.
ACGCAGCGCCGUGAUGACGUAAGGUGAGCGUGCUGAGCGUCCAGCUAUGGCGUCAGGCUGGAUGCUGCCCAGCAGGACUCAGCUGCUCCGCGCUGACAGCUCGGACUGCUCCACACCUCGCGAGGGCUAGGAACAAAGAGGCGCGUGCCUUCCAGCUGCGGAGGGCAGCUCGCGCAGCUGUUGCCUGGGUGACCUAGCAUCGCGUUAGCAUGUAGCUAGCUGCUGUGUGAGCUAGCAAAGCGCGCGGCUGCUCCUGAUCCGAUGUUAGCGGUAGAAAGCAGGUGUUCCCUGAACGACUCUGCUGCUUAGAGGGACAGAAAUGACUUUAAUGCAACCUUGAGGAGCUCCGCGGGGUUAGCUAGCAGGCUAGCAGCAGGGCUAUGCGGGGGCUGCCCAGCUGUUAGCCGCAUGGCCGGCUAACAGCUGCUCUCUGCCCGCCUUCCAGUGUGAGUGAAGCGGCCCCAUGGAGGCAUAGAGCCAGCCGCUAACAGGCCGUAAUGGAGUCCUUCCUGCAGAUCGCCCCCCAUUCCCUGGCUAUAGUGCUGGCCAGAGAUGGAGCCGCUGAGGCCGCCGAUGCAGCCGCGGUGUCAGAGAGCGAGGAGCUGCCCAGGCACCACACCGGGUACGAGAUAUUUGCUGAUUUCAAGGCGGAAAACUCCCAGCAGCACAUCUGGAACCACCGCAUCUCUGAGGCCGUGUCUGAGAGCUUCUUCCUGGGAUGGAUCGAUGAGCAUGUCCUGCUGAUCCAGGGGAAGGAGGACCACCUGGAGGUGCUGAGGGAGGGAUGGAUGCGCAGGUCCCUCAACCCUCCUCGGGGCUUCACCAUCAAAUGUCUGGGUGAUGUCUCUCCCAUCAGUAUGUCUCCUAUCAGCCAGUCACAGUUCAUCCCACUGGGAGACGUUCUACUAUUGGCUGUCUCUGCGAUGAACUCCGCCCACAAGCCCGUCACUCAUGAGGCUCUAACAGAACACCUGCAGACAUGCUUUCCAGGGGUUCCUACACCGACAGAGGAAGCGCUGCACCACACGCUCAGCUUACUAGUCCGGGAGCGUAAAAUCUACCCAACACCUGAGGGAUAUUUCAUUGUAACUCCUCAAACCUACUUCGUCACUCCAAGUCUUAUUCGAACUAGUUCAAAGUGGUACCACUUAGAGGAACGAUCGUCUGACAGGCACCAACAUCAGAAACAACAGCGUCAUCAGCAAACUCAGUGCAUCUCUCCUCCCUCUGGCACCGUAACACCCUCCAAUUCUGGCGGGUUCCUAGACUGCUCACACACCAAGUCCAGCCAAAACCACUGCGCCGGAGGGGAGGAUUUUUUCUACAACAGUAGUUACCGUGCAGAUGACCCACCCAGCCACCACACCACACUGCAGCGGCGCUCCCCCAAAGAACACAGAGAGGCACACCUGUCCCAGUAUUCCCCCCAAACACCUCAGCAGGCGGCCGGCACCUCUGAAAAGAGCCGCAACUCCCUGGGGUUCCCGUUCAAGACAGACACCCUCAUCAAGCAGCGAGGGGGGCUCGGUGCUACCGGAGGAACAGGUGACCCGGACAAGCAAUCCCUGGGCAGCGCCACGAGUGGGAGGAAGUUUGGUUUGAAGUUGUUCCGCCUGAGUUUUAAGAAGGAGAAGACCAAGCAUUUGGCGACCUUCUCGGCUCAGUUUCCUCCUGAGGAGUGGCCACUCCGUGACGAAGAGGAGUCCAACCAAUUGCCCCGUCAAGUAGAGAUGGAGAUUAUUCGUAGGAUCAACCCUGACCUUACCGUAGAAAAUCUGGCCCGACAUACAGCAGUGAUGAAGAGACUUGAAGAAGAGCGCAAUCAGAGAAGCAAGUCGUCUUCGGCUAACCAGAGCUCCAGAAGUAGAAGAAGUGGGGGUCGGCACAGAAAGCAGUCUCAAUCCAAACUCAGCCGCUCACACAGCAAGACCAGAACGUUCCGCUUUGAAACCACCGAUGGUACCCAUUUAGAGCCGGCCGACAAAGACUUCAGAGGUUACUCCUCCUCGCUGGCUCGCUCACCCAGAGAACAAGCGCUGGCUUUGGAGCGCCAGCGAGCACGACAUCACCUCGCUCACAGCAUUCCCAAUAUUCUGGACUCUUCUCACCUGCCCGUCACGCCAGAGUGGGAUGUGUCUGGGGAGCUUGCCAAGCGCCGCAUGGAGAUGCCCUUCCCUGAGCCGAGCCACGGCCCAUCGGCUCAUCAUUCCAAAGUCCAUCGUUCCCACUCCCAUACCCAGGAGAGGAAGUCGAGGAACGAGCGCAGUAGCAAGGCUAAAGAACGUUCUCGAUCCAUGGAUAACUCCAAAGGACUGGUGGACACUGGGUUGAUGGGACCACCGCCCGAUUAUUACGAUGAGCGCAGUCGUUAUUUCACGGAUGACGGCACUCUACGAGCUGCCCAGAGCUCAUGUCACUACGUCCGGGCCACACCCCCUUCAUCUAAGGUGGAUUCCCUGGGUUUAGAUGCUGCCAGAAGCUUUGAGAAAAGUAAGAGCAGAGACAGUUUGCCAGCGUCACCAAACCCUCAGCCCGCCUCCAGCCUUCCCGACGAUUACUUCCAGUGUGCUGCUGCCUCAGACGCCGCUGUUCUGCUGGGAAGUCUAGGCAAAAGCAGCCAGAGCGGAUUCAAAGCAAAUGUUUCGGACAGGCAGACGUGCAGCCCUUUAAAGGAGGACCUGUCAAACGUGGGACCUAAAGGGGGAAGCCUACCUCCAAUACCUCUGUCUAUCCCUGACCCUGCUGUGUCAAACGGCAGACCUCCCCACAGUGCCUCCACUGGGCAAGACAAACACAAGGACGCCAUCUUUAGGCCUCCUCCCAGCCUCUCAUUACCUGGCUACAGCUCCUUAAGGAAACCUGCAGUUCUUGCCUCUAUCCCUCUGUCUUCAUCCUGCGAUGCUCUUGAUUCCGACGAUGCUCCCAAACCUCUUGUAGCAACACUGACUGUUCCUACGCAGGGGGUGGACCCCCCUUCUAGUACUGCAGAGAGCUCCUUCGACUACUACAAUGUCUCCGAUGAUGAGGAAGUGGAAGAUGGACAGGCGAAAGAAGGAAAAGGAGAAAAGCCUAAAGGUGGAUUUUCCCAGGUGGAAGGGUGUGGAAUAGGCACCAUGCAGUGGUUGUUGGAGAGAGAGAAGGCAAGAGAUUUACAGAUGCGCUUUGAAAGGACCCUUACCUUCUCUGGUGCUAAGGAGAACCAUCCGGAGCCACUUCAGAGCCAGCAUUCCGUCCACUCUGCCAGACUGGACAGCAUGGACUCCAGCUCCGUCACCGUCGACAGUGGAUUCAACUCACCACGAACAAGGGAGAGCUUAGCUUCCAACACCUCCUCAAUAGUGGAAAGUAACCGACGUCAGAACUCGGCCCUGAGCCCCGGACACCUGGGCGCCACCCGCGGCAGCGCUCCUCCUUUCUCCUUCCGCUCCAUUUCAGAGUCUGCCAGCACUCCUCAGGAGAAGCUGCAGAAGCCCACUACCUGCCUGGCAUCCAUCACCAGUGUCUGAAAUCAGAUCUGAGUGGUCGGUGGAGCGGCGGAUCGGUGGAGCGGUGGAGCGGCGGAUGGAAGCUCUUUGUCAGAGACAUGAACCCAUGCAGGCAACAAAGACAUUCUACCCCCUGAGCCGCUGCUGGCUCCGGCCUCCAGCCACUGCUCUAGCAUUUUUUUAUCCUAUCUGUUUUGGUUGAGGUGUGUGUGUGUGUUUAUAGUAUGUCUGUAUUCUCUGUAAUCUCAGGUUUUGUUAGUUCCAGUCUCAUCCCUGGUCUCCAGACGGUGCGUCUCCUCAUGGUGCUGCACCAGCGUUAGCUACUGUUCACCCUUCAGCUGCGGUGUCACAUUUGCUACCUGCAGACACCCUUUAAGGAAACACAGCCGGAGGAAAAAGAUUUUCAUAUAUUUGUAUAUUUUGUGGUAUUUUGUUAACACGCACAAAUCAUAUUUCCAAACUUUCUAUAAAACCAACACUGAUUUCACAGGGGGGGGGGGUCUUCCAAAGGUCAGAUUUUUUUGGGAGAUAAAUGUUUAUGCCGGCCAGUUUGACAUGGUGAGACUGAGACGGCAUCCUGGACUGUUAGUGUCUGACGUUUCAGAUAACCUUUGACCUUUAGUUCCACUACUUUAACGUAGCCCAGAAUGAUGAUGGGAGGCUAACGCCUGCAUGGUUCAUCCUGUUUGUGCUGUCAGUAGUUCCCUACUGUAAAAAGUCCAGCAGUUCCCUGCUUAUUUCCAACUUAAUAAACCAAUCUAGUCGAGCAGUCAUUUUCA